Molecule: messenger RNA, 720 nt
Organism: Bombus pascuorum
Lineage: Eukaryota; Metazoa; Arthropoda; Insecta; Hymenoptera; Apidae
Exons: 4
Coding region: 134-649 (171 amino acids)
Source: RefSeq, a predicted model, not a curated record
UGUUACAUUACCAGACGGGAUUUUUUUCUUGGGGUAACCGAAUGGAUGACAGUAGCAAUGCUGAAUAUUAUUCGCUAACAGAUUGAAAUAGUCCAUUUAAUAUUACUUACUGUCUCGGAUACUAGCUGUCAGGAUGCUCUUCUGGUUGUUCACAGCCUGUGCGUUAGGAUGGUGCAUGGUGCAGGCAGAUUACGACAUAAUAUUGGAAGAUAUUGACUGUAGUCAAAUUAAUGAAGAAUAUGUAAAGUCAUGCGAUCUUGAACUAAACUAUGAUAGCACAUAUGGGGCUAGUCUGAACACGUAUAUAGAGAUCAUUAAAACACUUCCUGAGGACACAAAGGUAACAGCCGACGUAUUUACGGUUCGAAUGGGUGAAUAUACGGUUGAUCUUGGACUUCAUAUAGAUACAAAUUUUUGUGAGGCUGCAGCGGAUUCAAAAUCUAUAGGGGUACCUAUAAUAAGAGCGAUCAACAUGGAUGGCGAUAAUUGUCCUCCGGACCCGGGGGUUUACCAACGAGAAGACUACGUAAUUGACAGCAUGGAUGGUUUACCGCCAUCAUUUCCCGAUGGUCAUUAUUUACUUAAUGCGACAUUGGCAAACAAAGAUACCACGAUAGUGCACUUUGAUAUUUAUAUAAGAGUAUAUUGAUCAAUUUUUCGAACCUAUGUUCGUAUAAAAUUUAAAAUAAUGUUUAAAAUAAAGAUUGAGCAGCAAGCAUA